GGUCAUUUAUCUUACUACCGUAUUCGGGGCAUCCUCAUUUGUCAGUGGGUAUCCAGGAGAUUAUAAAGAGCGUUUCUCAGAUGAAUCCAUCCGCCAUCAAAGUGUCUGGGAGUAAAAAAAAAACGUCAUCGUUUGUUUUUUUGUGAUCAGGAUCAUUUGGUGCACAGCCGGGGGGUUCGGCAUUAACCGCAUGGUAUAUCACUGCAAAUGGGACGUCGCCGCUAGAGGCUACCGGCCGUGAAAUAUUGACAAGAAAAACUGGCGGGCCGCUACGUUCCCCCUCUCCGCUUCUCACACAACGUCAGGGGACGGCCGAGGGAAGAGGGUGCGUGGCUCUAUCCUCCUGCUGAUCAAAGUGGCAGCAGAGUGUCUCAGAACGUAACGCUGGUGCGGAUGAUGCGGGUGAGAUGGCAGCGAUGUGGGAUUACUGGUUCUUCUUACUGCUGGUGAACCUCACCGUGCAUACAUGGACCGCCGUGGCACAGAGUAGCAGCGGGCCCAUCGUCACAACACUGCAGGGGAGACUACAGGGAAAGGUACUGGACGUCGGAGGGAGGACGGUCAACGCCUUCCUCGGGAUUCCUUACGGCGCACCUCCCGUCGGGCCCCGAAGAUUCAAGCCGCCCAUCGCGGCGGAGCCGUGGAACGGCGUCUACAAUGCGUCGUCCUACCCGAACACCUGUAUGCAGCUUCCGGACACUACGUUUCCCGGGUACAGGGGUGCGGAAAUGUGGAACCCGAACACUCCGGUGAGCGAGGACUGCCUGUAUCUGAACGUGUGGCAGCCGUCACCGGUUCCGGUCGGCGCCACGGUCAUGGUGUGGAUCUACGGAGGAGGGUUCAUGUCUGGGACGUCCUCCCUGGAUGUGUACGACGGCAGAUACCUCGCCGCCACGCAAGGUGUCAUCGUCGCCUCCAUGAACUACAGGACGGGGGCGAUGGGCUUCUUGUCGUUCGGGAACUCGGAAGCGCCCGGUAACGCGGGGCUCAUGGACCAGAACUUGGCGCUCACGUGGAUCAAAGAAAACGCCGCGUCCUUCGGAGGCGACCCGAAUAAAGUGAGCAUCUUCGGCGAGAGCGCGGGAGCCGCUAGCGUGAGCUAUCACCUGUUGUCUCCGAUGAGCAAAAACUUGUUCCAGGGAGCUAUCAUGGAGAGCGCGUCGGCGCUGUCUCCGUGGGCGCUGCUCUCGGACGCGGAGGCGUCCACGCGCGGGGUUGAGCUCGCCAAGGCCGUCGGUUGCUCCACGGACUCAGACGUAGAAAAAACCAUCGAGUGCAUGCGAGGAGUUCCCGCGCGUACCAUCGCUGAAAACGACUGGGUUGUCUGGGGUCUGUGUCAGUUCGCGUUCGCUCCCGUUGUGGACGGGAACUUCAUCAGAGAGCACCCGACUCAAUCCCUUGAAACUGGCAACCUCAAACAGACAGACGUCAUGGUCGGGUUCAACAAAGACGAGGGGGUGUACUUUCUUCUGUACGGAGCCCCGGGCUUUAGCAAAGACACACAGAGUCUCAUCACACGUGAACAGUACUUAGAAAACAUCAAGAUGUCGGUGAUGGGGAUAAACGAGAUUUCCGUGGACGCCCUAUCUUUCCAGUACACUGACUGGGUCAACUUCGACCAGCCUUCCAUGUACCGGGACGCCAUGGACGACCUUUCGGGCGACUACAACUUCAUCUGCCCGGCUCUGUCGUUUGGGAAAGGGAUGGCGUCUUUGGGAAGGAAGAAUUACCAGUACAAGUUUGUUCACCAGGCCUCUAACUUCCCGUGGCCCAAGUGGACCGGCGUUAUGCACGGCUACGAGUGUGAGUUCGUGUUCGGGCUUCCGACGGACCAGAAGAACAACUACACCCAAGAAGAGGCCGUGUUUGCCACACAGAUUAUGACGUACUGGGCUAAUUUUGCGAAGACAGGCAAUCCCAACAAGCAGACCCUGGAAGACCCUGCGCCGGACGUGUGGCAGCCCUACACAGAGGAGGGACAGGAGUAUUUCAUUCUGGAUGUAGGGGGAAACCGGAUGGCCAACGGUCCAAGGUCCAAGACCUGUGCAUUCUGGGACAACUAUCUGUGGGAACUCGACAGGAAGACUGAUGACCUGAUGCAACAAGCACAGUCCUGUACGAACGGCGCCGAAGUUCCUGGAGCUUCGACAUGCAUCUAUACAACCAUAGUCAGCACCGCCAUCUUGCUUUUACUCAACAGCGCCACCACGUUACUGUGAUGGGAACUGCAUGGACAUUGUACAUAGAAUCUAGUACGAAGAAAAAGCAGCGCAUUGAUACUGUUCUAAUGACAUAGCUGAUAUAAAUAAGACAAGGACAAAUCUAGAAACAUUUGGUUAAGACAGUAAAGUUAGAACGGCAACGUGUUAGAUUUUUGGCGACAGAUUGUCAAGGAAAUAUUAUCAUUUUGAAGAUGUGAUAGAACUCAAUUUAGAAACUAGAAUCUACAGCUUUUGGGGCCAAUUUACAACAUCUUUAGUAGAGUUAGUGUCACUAACCCACAAGGUAAGAUUGUUGGGGUGUUCUAUAUGUUUUGGUUGUAGUCAUAAUAACAAUUAUUCGACGAAAAUUAAGAUAGAUGCAACUGUUGAAAGAUUUCAACACUAAUUCAUAUAAAAGCACAAACAAAGUAGUGAAUCAGCAUGAAAGUUCAUCUGAGUUGGUAAAUUACAUUAUGAAGUGAGUCAAAUUUUGAGUUGGAGAACAGUUUAAGUUUUUCAUAAAGUAGUGAAUGUACAAUGUUUCAAAAACAUUUCAUUCAGUCACAUAUUAAUAUUAGAGCCCCUUUUAAUUAAGACUUUGAAAAUUAAGACUUCAUCACUGCCAUUCAUUGUUAUUUUGAAACAGCUUUGCUGAGAUAUGUAGUUCAUGUGUUACCCAAAACCUGACUACCUGGUAGUGUUAAUAAUUAUACUAGUGCGAUUAACAUGAAAGAUAUGGAUGUGAAAUAGAUAUUAAUGUAGGUACAAACGCCUACUAUCAUUACUAUGAAUGUCAGUUCGAAUUUUUUUCUCUGUACGUAUAGUUUUAAAAUGGCUGUAAGACAUACUAGAAACACAGAGGACAAGGGUGAACAUGUCAGUUAUGACGUAGACGACAUGGUCUCAGAAAAGGCCAGGAAUAGACAAAUAAAAACUCUGGCCUUAUAGGUCCCUCCUAAAAAAAUUCAUAACGAAGUCCUGAUACUUAACAACAACAAGUAAAAUAAGUAAAAUUUUCGCAUACUAUUAUUUAUGUUUUGGCCGUUGAAAGAAUGGCUGUGAACAUUAGAAAAGUAAAUAACAAGUCGGCGGAGGAAUAUUUUGGAUUCCACACUGUUAACGUGGAACGUCACCAAUGUGAAAACGCAGCAGAAAAUAGUUCCCAAUACUGCCCCGGCCGGAUAGUCCCUCUAGCCAAUUUGUAGUUGCUGUAACUAUAAACAGACAGUUUAAUCUUGAAAUGACGUCAGACUUGGAUCUCUUGGGCUCCUCAUGACGUCAUCGUCACCGCAACGAUACGCAAAGAGAGCUUCUGUGUCAUGGCGGUGACAAAUUACCAUCACACGGUGCUGCCAGUUAGGUUUGUAGCGUUUGUCCAAGCUUAGUCAGCCUCCACUUUUAGACAGCUUCGUUUUCUUAUCAAGACUAGCUAUGUUUAGUUUCUGUUUUGUUUAUUUUUGUAAGAUC
Molecule: messenger RNA, 3668 nt
Organism: Branchiostoma belcheri (Belcher's lancelet)
Lineage: Eukaryota; Metazoa; Chordata; Leptocardii; Amphioxiformes; Branchiostomatidae
Product: cholinesterase 2
Exons: 4
Coding region: 408-2219 (603 amino acids)
Biological process (GO): choline metabolic process; acetylcholine catabolic process
Cellular component (GO): plasma membrane
Molecular function (GO): acetylcholinesterase activity
Source: RefSeq, a predicted model, not a curated record